GCAAGGUUCCACCUCCCUUGCCUCAUUCCUUUCUCCUGACCAAGCCUGAGGUCAUUUUCAUCACCCCUGCCAUACAGGGGUGACUUUGUAUAUUUAAGUGACUUUGCCAAACUCGUACAGAGCACACAGUACAUUCCACAUCAGCCUGUAAUCCCAGUACUUGGGAGGCAGAGACAGGAGGACUAAGGGUUUGAGGCCAGCCUGGACUACACAGCCAAUUCCAGUCUAACCUGUGCUACCUAAUAAGACCCCACCUCAAAAACCACAGCAAAAAAAUAACUAGCAUAUUCCAUAUGCAGUCAUCCCCCAAUUCAUGGUGUUUCAGUACAAAAUACUACCCUAGCUGGCCAACACCUGUGUCUCUGCCUCCAGCAUUAAAAAAAAUUUUUUUUAACUUCUUAAUUAUGAAAAAUUUUAACAGUGCAGAAAAAGAAUAAAAAGCCCUCAUGUACCUGAAUCUUGACUUGAAAUUCACUAACAUUGUUUAAAAAAUUACACGUCAGUAUGCCAUGAUACUUCUCCCUGAAUACUUCAGAAUGAAAAUCAAAUGUCUAUCAGGUCAGGAGUCCUGUGCCCCGGGAUGCAGGAUUUCUAGGCGUAAAUACACCUGCCUCAUUCCAACAUGCCGUAACCAGAUGUGAGCCAGCGGCGGGAUUGGUUCCAGAUGGGUCUGGUUUGUGCCACACAGUGUCAGAGGAGAACACUGGGUGAAAAGAGGAGGAUGGGCAGUGGAGACCUCUCUGACCCUUGCCACAGUCCCCACCACUCCCUGGCUUCUCCAGCCCACAGCUGUCUGGUUAUCACUCUCCACUCUCUGCUGUUUUUGCUCCUGGCGAUAACUGUCCAACUCUGCCUAUUUCAAAAGCAAGAAAACAAAAAACAAAAAGGCUGUGUGCUCUUUCUCUGGAAUGGUGUGGGCAGAGGUGAGGAGGAGCACAAGGGCGAGUCCCACCCAGGGCAGAGAGAAACCUUGGAUGAGCCCUGGGGAAGAGCAGGCUAAGCAAGCUGAACAGAAGUUUGGGUGGCCCCAAUCCAGCUGAGCAGGAGCCAGCACCCUGCGUUCUCCAUCAAACCCUCCUAGAGACAGAGACCUUGUGCUGAGAGGGUGGCAGCCCCCAGUGUCACACGACUGACCGGCAGCUCCACAUUGGGUGAUCCAGAGUGUGGACUACGUGCAGCACUUAGCCCGCUUUCGCUCUCUUAGCUUUGGGAGGCAGACCUGACGCUGAGCACCGACCGUGCACAUGCUUUAAUGUACACAAUUUAGGUACAUUCUUUAAGCACCUACUGUGUGCUAGGCUAGCGCGAGCACCAAGACCCUGCACUCAUGCAUUGGCUCUCCAAUGAAGCUGUCAUCCAUUAAGGGGCCCAGAGUUGGGCAGCAGGCCACCCUAGACUCCCACCCCUGAUUCGAAAAAGUUCAGGGAGCGCGAGCUACAGGGCAGGUGGCAUCCAGAGAACCCCAUCCUACAAAAACUAAGGUUCCAGGUUGAAGCAAGGGGCGUUUGGUAUCUGAGCUGGGAUGAGCAGUCGAUGUGGAUGGGAGAGGGGGAUGGGAGGGUCUCAGGCCCACCCUUGGGCCUGGCAGUGCCUUAAACAGUGAGAGUGGCCGUGGGCAAGGCCUGAGACCGCAGGCCUGAAAUAGAGCCUCCUUCGCCCCCGCUGCCCACAGGCUGAGUCACCCUGGAAUGUGGCCUGGGCUGGGGUUGGCUCAGGGUCUGGGACUGAGAAGCUGCCAGCCACAUCAGGGGUCGGGCGCCUGGGCUCCCCGCUUCCUGCUUUUGUCUGUGCCUUCUUGGCUUUUCUGGGAAGAGGACAGCUGCCAGAAACAACACCUGCCAUCCCAACCCCAAGAGCAACAGCAGGCGGGGCAACCCGGUGAGCCUCCCCUGGACAGGGGCAGCAUCCCCUGGUUGGGCCAUGCCUUGGAGUUUGGACGAGAUGCUGCAGGCUUCCUCACGAGGAUGAAGGAGAAGCACGGUGACAUCUUUACUAUACUGGUGGGGGGCAGGUAUGUCACUGUCCUGCUGGACCCUCACUCCUACGACAUGGUGGUGUGGGAGCCACGCACCAGGCUGGACUUCCACGCCUAUGCCGUCUUCCUCAUGGAGAGGAUCUUCGACGUGCAGCUUCCACAUUACAACCCCAGUGACGAGAAGGCCAAGAUGAAGCCGACGCUCCUCCACAGAGACCUGCAGGCACUCACAGAAGCAAUGUACACCAACCUCUGCACCAUCCUGCUGGGCGACCCCACGGAAGCGGGCGGUGGCUGGCGUGAGACGGGUCUCCUUGAUUUCUCCUAUAGCUGCCUGCUCAGGGCCGGCUACCUGACUCUAUACGGAGUGGAGGUCAUGCCACACACCCAGGACAGCCAGGCUCAAGACUGUGUCCACUCAGCUGAUGUCUUCCACACCUUCCGCCACCUCGAACUGCUGCUCCCUAAACUGGCCCGAGGCUCCCUGUCAGCAGGGGAUAAGGACCGUGUGCGCAGCGCAAAAGACCGCCUGUGGAAGCUGCUGUCCCCAGCUAGGCUGGCCCUCCGGGCUCACCGGAGCAGCUGGCUGGAGAGUUACCUGCGGCACCUGGAAGAGAUGGGGGUGUCCGAGGAGAUGCAGGCACGGGCACUGGUGCUGCAGCUAUGGGCCACACAGGGGAACAUGGGCCCCGCCGCCUUCUGGCUCCUGCUCUUCCUGCUCAAGAAUCCCGAGGCCCUGGCUGCUGUCCGCAGAGAGCUGGAGCACGUCCUCUGGGGGACAGAGCAGUCUGGCUCGCAGUUUACCACCAUCCCGCAGAAGGCUUUAGACAGCAUGCCUGUACUUGACAGUGUCCUGAGUGAGAGCCUCAGGCUCACGGCUGCACCCUUCAUUACCCGAGAGGUCGUGGUGGAUCUCACCAUGCCCUUGGCAGAUGGGCGGGAAUUCUCUCUACGACGUGGUGAUCGCCUCCUCCUCUUCCCCUUCCUGAGUCCCCAGAAGGACCCAGAAAUCUACACAGACCCUGAGGUGUUUAAAUACAACCGAUUCCUGAACCCGGAUGGAUCAGAGAAGAAAGACUUCUACAAGGAUGGAAAACGGCUGAAGAAUUACAACAUGCCUUGGGGAGCUGGGCACAAUCAGUGCCUGGGGAGGAGUUACGCAGUCAACAGCAUCAAACAAUUCGUGGUCCUCAUGCUGACGCACUUCGACCUGGAGCUGGGCAGCGCAGACACUGAGGUCCCUGAGUUUGACCUCAGUAGGUACGGCUUCGGCCUGAUGCAGCCUGUGCACGAUGUGCUCAUCCGGUACCGCAUCCAGCAGUGACCUGCAUGGAGCAGACGCCGCGCGGUCACCUCCAGCCAGCUGCUACAGCCUCCCUGUCUGUGCCAGCAUUGCCUUUCUGCUUUUCUUCUAGAAGAUUGUUUCCAAAGGAGCGGACAGAGGGGACACUAAGAGCCCAAAGGCAUCAGAGCAGAAAAGCCUUCAAGCUCUGGAUUGUCACACAAGGCUUUGUGCUCCCAGCUCACCUUGCUCCUCCCACCUGUGACAUCCACAAAGCUCAUCCAGACAAGGCAGGGCCAGAAUCCUCCCUGCCCCCAACUCCCAGAGGGUCACCGACCCUCCCCCUAACAACAGGCAUGGGCCAGCCUUAGCUGGUCAGAGCAGGCGCUGACUGUGGAAUGGCCCUCCAGCCCCGGCAGUGCAUCCACUGGCAUCAGCUCUGUUUCCCACUUACUAAAGUAGCUAAAGCCAAAGGAGCCCCUUAGGAUAUGCCCCUCCCUGCACCCUGCUUGCUGCAUGUAGCCCUCCUCUCCGCUUGCAAGGAUACUUGGGAGACUGCAGGAGGGUUUUCUGAGCCUGGGGCAUCUGGACAGCAGGAUGUGGACUCCUCCCAACCUGGCCUCUGUGGGCUGGACUUUCCCUUCUAGAGCUGAAGGAGCCAGACGGGCUGGCCUUCCCCAUGCCAGACUCUGUAGGGAAGCCAGAAGGACCUGGUUCUGCCAGGGUAGCUAGAAGGAGCGGCCAGGGCUCUUUGGGAGGCUCGAGUCCAAGAGAAGAGCUCCCCCCGGCUCCCCCCACCAGCACACCAGGUCCCACUGCAGGAUUGUUGUCUGCAGACAGGGUUUGGGGUCCUACGCUGUAGACAGUCAGCUUAAUAGUCACCAUGUCAUUUGUGGGAGAGGCCGUUCAAACAUCCAACUCCUUCAGAAAAUGUGCAAGCUCUGGCCAUACUGGUCCCAUCUUCCAGAGGUCAUCCCUUUCACGCUCUGGGUCACAGGGUUUGGCUUGCUCUGUUUCUGUAUUCCCAGUUCCUUCCGCCCUUGAAGGAUCUGAAUUUGAGACCCUGUUCUGAUAUCAUAGGAGGUGUGGGAACCAGCCUAGUGGUCCUCAGGGCAGGUGUUCAUCCCAGCCUUGGUGCACCAGCCUUUGAACUCACAGGCCAGUGACAAACACUUCCCUUUCUCAGCUUUAGGAAAAAGAGCUUAAAAAGAAACCUCCUUUGUAACCUUUAUUAUGAUGGCAAUUGUCAUCAAUGGUAUUAGGGCCUGCUGACUGAGUGCCUUUAAACAGUUGUGACAGGCACAACAUCUAUGUCCCCUGUAAAGAUGAGAAAACAGGCUUAGAGAGGUGAAGCAACUUGCCAGGGGUCACAUGGCUCGUCAGCCGAUAGAGCUCUGCCUACACACUUAGGAGCAAAUGUUGGGUGGACAGCUCUUCAUUCUUUGAGAUCCAGAGGUAGUGGUGGGACAGUUAUGUUUGCCAUCAGAGUUGACAGCCAGAGGCACCCAAGCGUGACACAUCUUAUGAGAUGCAGACACCCAGACACAUACAUAAUGAGGUCCCUCUAGCUUUAGCAGAAAAAAACAUCUUGCAGAUGUGCUAGAGGUUUCUCUCUUCUUGGAGCAGCACUAGGGCCUGGGGGCUUUCCUGGCCCUCGGACUCCAGGCGCCCCCAGGAUUCCCAGACAGACGGUAUGAUUGGCAGGAGGCUGGAUAUCCCCAGGGAAACCCAUCUUCACGCCCUGGUGACCCCACUGCUGCCUGCUUCUUAUCUCUGCAGGAAAUCAGAGCUGGCAACCUCUAGUGGGAGGAUGAGCCGGUUUCCAUGGCAACCCUCAGCUGCCUCCUCCUGGCUGGAAGGGAAGGAAGCCAGCAGAAAUAGCUACAGAAGGUUUCUCUGCAGGCUGCAGCCCUGGUGUGUUGGGGAAGCCCUCCGACUUCCCCCUUCCUGGGCGGGGCGGCCGUUUCCUCUCCGGAGACUGUCACCUGCAUUCAGAGAGGGCUGAUUCCCUUUAAAGGCAGUGCCUCCCUGGAGCCUGGGUCAUGAGGAGAUCCCAAUCAUGGGAGAGAUGGGGCUCUCGCCAGGCGGCUCCAGCUGAGACCUGAGGCAUGGACACGAGGUCCAGAGACAAUGAUUGAAGCCUGCCCUCGUUUUAAUCUUCAUGAUUUGUCUUUUCCUUUCUCCUUUUUUUAAUCUUUAAAAUAAACUUCAGAGAGUCGGGGAGAGGUGAGUGGAUGGACCUCUGCAUAGUUCUUGGCGUCUGGCUUGAGAGCCACUGCUGUGAGAUGUGCUAGAAUCCUCUGAGGCUGACACGGAGUGCUUCCUUCAGUCAUUUUUGCUCUUUUUCUGCUGUAUUUUUAACUGUUGUUUACCAAAUGUUCUCCUUUAAGCAGAUUCACUUUUAAAACACAAAUUUGUUUUUCAAAUGCUCCCAGUAACGGAUCACAUGUGUCCCUCACUGCCCAAGACAGAAGGUGACUGUGGAGAAUAAAUUGGCCAGGGAUAGGGCUCUGUGGUGGUGAGGCCAAGGAGACUCGGCCUGAGAGCCUUUCCUUUAGGUUUCAGAAGAGCCCAGCAAGUGUCAGGGCUGGCCACAGGCCUCGUCCGCAUCUCCCUGUGACCUUCUCCUUGGUGGAUCUGCAGAGGAUGAGAGGGGUCCAAGGAGGGGCACGGUGCUCACAGCACAGGCCACCCAAUUGAGCUGAUGGCAUCCUACCUGCCCUGACCUUGUCUCCUGGCAGAGCAGGCACCACGAGUCCAAGCAUCUUGGUCCAGGCCAUUGGUUUUGAUGUCACUGUUGCUGUUUUUAGUAAACACUGUGUUUCUUGAGUACCGUGACAGUUAAAGCCUUGCUACUUUAAUAAACUUCUAUUUUCAUAAAACAUUA
Castor canadensis (American beaver) is the source of this 6144-nucleotide messenger RNA. RefSeq names its product prostaglandin I2 synthase (gene Ptgis). The record is from RefSeq and is a predicted model, not a curated record. NCBI's taxonomy places the organism in Eukaryota, Metazoa, Chordata, Mammalia, Rodentia, Castoridae. Gene Ontology annotation, molecular function: oxidoreductase activity, acting on paired donors, with incorporation or reduction of molecular oxygen; monooxygenase activity; iron ion binding. Gene Ontology annotation, biological process: prostaglandin biosynthetic process.